Messenger RNA from Ixodes scapularis (black-legged tick), 444 nucleotides. Its product is annotated as carnitine O-acetyltransferase-like. Gene Ontology annotation, molecular function: carnitine O-acetyltransferase activity. The coding region runs from base 1 to 444 and encodes 147 amino acids. The record is from RefSeq and is a predicted model, not a curated record. Lineage: Eukaryota; Metazoa; Arthropoda; Arachnida; Ixodida; Ixodidae. The transcript has 5 exons. Gene Ontology annotation, cellular component: peroxisome. Gene Ontology annotation, biological process: carnitine metabolic process, CoA-linked.
AUGAGUCUUCCGAGGAACAAAUUUCCCACGAAAAAAGAUCAACUCAGACAGGCAGCAGCACUCACAGCAGGAGCGCUGAAUUUCAAGCAUUUAAUUGAAAGACAACUUCUCCAGCCUGAUGUCAGCGGAAAAACACCCUUGGACAUGUCGCAAUACCAGCGCAUCUUCAGUGUUUACCGCACGCCUUCCAUAGCCUGCGAUAAACUGGAGUUCAACACGCCCCUCGAGAAAUCUGGGGAACACGUGCUAGUCAUACACAACUGCCAGAUGUUCACCUUCAACGCGUACGAUGCCCAAGGAGUGCCCCACGACGAAAGCAGGAUCCUCACCCAGCUCAUCCGAGUCGUGGAGAUGUCUCCCGAGAAGGACGUCGGCGUGGGCAUUCUCACGGCGGAAGACAGGGACGUCUGGGCGAAGAUGCACGCUACUCUUGGCCAGACUUAA